AUGGACGACCAUACUAAGGAGUAUCCUGCCAUCGAGGACACCAAACCCGCUGGGCGUCGCCCAAAAAUAAUAAAGAAUUGGCAGACAUUCCCCAUCGACGACCUGCCACCUUUGACCGUGUUAAGUCCCCGCAAGAUCGUCAAGACAUGGGGGGGAAAGGACAAGCCCCAGACACUGCCGACGAAGAAAGAGGUCGAGGGCAGUGCAGCUCCGCGAGAGAGCACCAAGAAUAAGCAAGUUGGUUUCUCUUCAGCGGUGCCGUCUUCUACGAAUUCUGGAGGAAAGGAACCCGUCCCAGUGUCCAAGCCUUUCGGCAAGGUCCAGAGCGGCCAGCCGGCCCUGAAGGACUCUGUGAAUGGCCUGUUGGAUGACCCAACGUACCAUCCUUCGAGAGACGAACCACGGUAUUUUUUGAGGGCUAACCCGUUGAAUAUCGUACAGAAACGCCAAGUCCCGCCCGCAGCCACCGAAGGAGACGGUUCAUCUGCCAGGAAGCGCCCCAAGUUGACAGAAUGCGAACCCGGCCAACCACGCCGCACCGAGAACAAGAUCGAUUUCUAUUCGAAAAUGGCCGCCAUUAUUCGCGAGAAGAGUUCCUCUGCCAUGAAAGAACCUACAAGCUGCACCACCUGUCAGACUGAACUUCAAGACCUUCGAAAGGCGAUCAGCACGAUGAAUGAUACUCUUGAUGCAGUGGUUAAGAAGCUUGACGCUAUGGCCCAGGAUGCUAGACUCUAUAGAAAGGGCACCCAGUGCCUUGUUGCAGCCGCAUAUGGCGAAGAGACGCCCGCAGAUUCGGAUAACGACGCCUGAGAAACUGCGCAGGGGGUUGUUGGGAGGGAGGGUCCCAGGUAUUUGGGUGCGUGCGGAAAACACUGGCGAUACUACUACUUGAUUUUGCCAUCUCAUAGCAUAUUAAAAAGGGACGACCGGAUUGGUGGUGGAGGUUUAUCUUGCUGUCGGAAAAUAAAC
Molecule: messenger RNA, 972 nt
Organism: Trichoderma asperellum CBS 433.97
Lineage: Eukaryota; Fungi; Ascomycota; Sordariomycetes; Hypocreales; Hypocreaceae
Source: RefSeq, a predicted model, not a curated record